ACCAAAGACUUGGUUCAUUAUAUAUAGACUAUAAACCUAAAUGUGGUGGAUUCAUAAUCCUCAACCUCAACUUAACCAACUUGUCUGAAGCAAGGGAGUCACAAGAAAACUAUUUGGUCUUAAGGAGAUUCAGAUAUCUUGAUAUGAUGAAUAAGUCAUAUACAGAGCCAUCCAUGGCUAAUAUUGAGCCGUCCAUGUCUGCAUUUGUGUUUGAUGAUCUGAAGCAGCAGAGCAUGCAGGAUGAAGGCAGACUAGAAUCAACGACGUUGGUAAGCAAUAAUUGCGUCAAUUAUAAGGGAAUGAUUGCGGAUAAACAAAGGACUGGAGGAUGGAAUGCUUCUCCAUUCAUCAUAGUUAAUGAGAUUGCGGAGAGAUUAGCAUUCUUUGCGGUUGGAGUGAGCAUGGUAGGUUAUCUAGUAAGGGAAAUGCACGAAUCAUUACCUACUGCUGCUACACAUGUUACUGAUUGGAUUGGGGCUGCCUUUGUUCUGACCAUCCUCGGAGCGUUUCUAGCAGAUGCUUACCUAGGACGGUUCUUAACCAUCAUUGUCUUCUCAUGUGUCUAUGCAGUGGGGAUGAUAUUAUUGACAAUAUCCGCAUCAAUAGACAGCUUGAGGCCAGCCUUAUGCACCGCAAGGCCUUGCAUUCCAGCAACAGACGGACAAUCAGCAUUCUUGUAUUGCUCACUGGCGCUUAUAGCCUUAGGCACGGGUGGCAUUAAGCCGUGUGUAUCCUCAUUUGGAGCAGAUCAAUUCGACGAGGCUGAUGAGAAGGAAGUUCAAAAGAAGUAUGCUUUCUUCAACUGGUUCUUCUUUGCCAUCAACAUGGGGGCACUUCUGGGUAUCACUGUGAUGGUGUAUAUACAACAGGAGAAAGGGUUUGGUUGGGGAUUUGCCGUCCCAACAGUGAUCAUGUUUUGCUCCAUACUAAUUUUGGCUGUUGGAUUUUCCAAAUACCGAUACAAGAAGCCGAUGGGGAGUCCUUUUACUAGGUUUAUUCAGGUGAUUGUGGCUUCUGUGAGAAAUCAUAUGAAAGGCGUCAGAGUAGGAAACGAAGCUGAUCUUUAUGAAGUCAGAACUCGAGAAUCUGCUAUUCUUGGUGCCGAAAAGCUUGUUCAUUCCUCACAAUAUAGAUUUUUGGACAAAGCAGCUGUUAUAUCAGACCCUGAAGCAUUCAACGCAACAAACAGAUGGAAAUUGUGCACUGUGACACAAGUCGAAGAAUUCAAAUGCUUCCUUAGAGUAUUACCCAUAUGGGCGUCAACAAUUGCUCUCUCCAUUUCCUUCGCGCAGCUCUCCACAUUCUUCCUCAGCCAAGCUUCUAUCAUGGACCGCAAGCUAGGCUCAAGCUUCGUGAUCCCCUCAGGCUCCGUACCUGUUUUCUCUGCCAUUAACGCCAUCAUACUAGUCCCUAUCUAUGAAAAAGUCAUUGUUCCUGUUCUCCGUAAAAGAACAGGCCACCGACGUGGCCUCACCUCGCUACAACGCAUGGGCGUUGGUUUAUUCAUAUCAAUAUUUGCCCUGAUUUCUGCAGCCGUGAUAGAAAAGAACAGGCGUGACGACCCCACAGCUACCUGGAGUGUGUUCUGGCUAUUUCCCCAGUUCUUUCUAAUGGGAAGCGCUGAGGUCUUUACCUACGUUGGACAACUGGAGUUUUUCUACGACGAAGCUACGGAAGGUACUAAAAGUAUUAGCAGUGCAAUGUUCUUGAGUGAAAUCGGGAUCGGAAGCUGGUUAAGUACUGCACUUGUGAAGAUUAUUGAAGGUGCAACAGGUGGUCAGAAAGAAGGCUGGUUGAGAAAUGAUCUGAAUAAAAGCAAGUUGGAUUAUUUGUACUGGAUUUUGGCUGGAAUCAAUGUCGUCAACUUCUUCGUUUAUGUUUUCAUUGCGUGGAGGUAUAGGGGAAAAGAUGGUGCUAGUGCGAGUGGGAUGGUGAGGCAUGAGGUCAUGACGGAAAAAGCUUCUCCUGUACUAAGAAAUCCGGUGUAUAGUGGCAAAACAAAGGAUGAUGAAGUUUCUUUGACAAGUAUGGCUUUUUAAUACUUCAAUUUUUGCCAGGGUGAAUCUAUAUACAUAAUCGUGUAUCUAAGCUUAACUUUCAUGUAAUCAUUUUAUUUUUUUACUUUACGAAUUCUCAAAUUGGUAUAAGUUUAUUGUA
This is a messenger RNA of Daucus carota subsp. sativus, 2157 nucleotides long. RefSeq names its product protein NRT1/ PTR FAMILY 8.2-like. The record is from RefSeq and is a predicted model, not a curated record. NCBI's taxonomy places the organism in Eukaryota, Viridiplantae, Streptophyta, Magnoliopsida, Apiales, Apiaceae. The transcript has 5 exons. Gene Ontology annotation, molecular function: transmembrane transporter activity. Gene Ontology annotation, cellular component: membrane. Gene Ontology annotation, biological process: oligopeptide transport; transmembrane transport. Bases 144 to 2039 code for a protein of 631 amino acids.